Zymoseptoria tritici IPO323 is the source of this 1911-nucleotide messenger RNA. RefSeq lists its product as uncharacterized. Lineage: Eukaryota; Fungi; Ascomycota; Dothideomycetes; Mycosphaerellales; Mycosphaerellaceae. The transcript has 4 exons. Gene Ontology annotation, biological process: carbohydrate metabolic process. The record is from RefSeq and is a predicted model, not a curated record. The annotation marks the transcript as partial.
GAGGUACACAUACGAGAUGACUUCUUCGCCGUCUGACCACCAACACCAACGACAAGGCACUUGUCGGUCAUCCUUUCGUGUAGUUCUACCCAUCGCGCCAGAGCAUAUCCGUACUUGGUAGGCAUGUCCACGAUGCAUCUUGCUCGGCCAAGCGGUGAGAUGGCCGACUUGCGCAUCGACUCCGACUCACCAACCCACCGAGCGAAUCCCCAAGAGUCAUUCGCGGAAACGACCGUUGAUGCCGACUCCUUCUACGGCAGACUGCGAAAGCUGUACGCCGACAAAGUGCUCAAGACUCAGCUGGACCAGCUCAGGAAACAGGGCAGCUAUUACGCUUUCAAUCUCAAAUGGAACCCCAAGUACGAGCUCGGAAGACUUCACGGUGGAAAGAGCUCAAUCACUGGCGGCAACGUCUGCUUGUUCUGGGAUUCAGAUGUCGCAAAAUGGAUCGAAGCAGCGUGUUACUUCCUCUCCUCGACUGAAGGCAAGGAGUCAGUUCAUCGUGAAGAAUACGAGUCCGCCAUCGAAGAACUGAUCGGAAUGAUGGAAAAGGCACAGGGCUCGGAUGGGUACUUGGGCACAUACUUCACCGUGGUUGAUCGUAAAGGAAGACUACAGAAUCUGAGAGACAUGCAUGAAUUGUACUGCUGCGGCCACUUGCUCGAAGCCGCUCUCGCCCACCAUCAGUACAGCCGCUCCACCAAGUUCUUGAACAUCAUGAUUCGAUAUGUCCGGCUCUUGAUGAAGAGUUUCGGACCCAAGUCCAAUCAAAAACAUGGCUAUCCAGGACAUCCAGAGCUCGAGCUCGCCAUGGUAAGACUAUAUCACCGGACCCGAGAUCCAGAGCACCUCGCCUUUGCACGCUAUCUGGUCGGCACCCGAGGUGUCAUCGAACCGGACCUGGGUAACCGCGCCUACUUCGUGUGGGAAGCAGAGCAGCGUCAAGACCCAUUUUACUACCGGACGAUGGACACCAUUACUGAUGGACGCUACGCCCAGUGGCACGCACCACUGAAGGAGCAAAAGACCAUACUGGGUCAUGCAGUGCGUGCCAUGUAUCUGGUCACUGCAGCUGCAGAUCUUGGUGACGACUUCUUGGACUCAGCCCGUAGACUGUGGAACGAUACGGUCGACAACAAGAUGUACCCCACUGGAGGAAUCGGUAGCGAUGAUCGAAUUGAGGGUUUUUCUGAGAGACCGCACUUCCUUCCUGACACCGAGAUCGAGGGCGGCUAUGCAGAAACGUGCGCCAGCAUCGGCUUAUGCAUGCUCGGUGAGCGUCUACUGAGCCACAACCUCGACGGCCGAGUGCGGGAUGUCCUGGAACGCAGUCUUCUGAACACUUCCCUGGGUGGUGGUAGCCUCGACGGCAAUCGCUUUUUCUAUGCAAAUCCUCUGGCGUCAGCACCGGGUGGUGAUACGAAGCGAUCGGAGUGGUUCGACUGUUGCUGUUGUCCUCCCAACUUGUGCCGGACCAUUGGACUGCUGGGCGGGUAUACCUGGUCGACGCAAAUCACUGCGACGACGAUCGAUCUGAACAUCUACCUGUACCUCUCCGCCACACGGCGCAUUCAACUUCCGGACUCUGGUUCCAGCGAAGCCAUCGUGCGCGCUACGAGCGAGAUGCCAUGGAAUGGGAAAACGGUCCUCGAUUUCUCCGCGCCUGCGCACUGGAGAUGGGUCGUCCAUCUCCCUGUCCCUGGCUACGCCAAGAAGUUCCGCAUGAACGGCAUUGCUCUUGCCGGCGAACCUACAAAUGGCUUCCACACUGUGCAUCUGCCCGCCACCUCCAAGAUAAUUAUUGAGUUCGACAUGCCGGUUAUGCUCGAGUCGCCUCACCCGGCGACGCAACAGGAUACGCUGACAGUCCUCCGCGGACCGCUUGUAUACACUGCAGAGAGCUGGGACAAC